CCACCGGCCCGGCCCCGGCGGCAGCGCUUUGCUAACCGCAGCGAGUGACCGGAAUCGCUCCCGUCAGAUGUUUCCAUCGAUCGCGAAGAAGAAGAGUGGAGUUGGGACCUGCUAAGUGCUGAUCUGCUUGUGCUCCGGACCAUGGACUCAUUGAGGCCGUCCCAGGUGUGAAAAUGUCCAGCAGUAACCGGGAGUUAGUGAUUGACUUUGUUUCCUACAAGCUCUUGCAGAAGGGAUACAGCUGGAGUCAGCUGGAGGAGGAGGAGGAGGAUGAGAACAGGACUGACUUUGCAGCGGAGGAGGCCGAGAUGGACGGCGUCCUCAAUGGGAGCCCUUCCUGGCACCCGCCCGCCAGCCACGUAGUGAACGGAGCCACCGUGCACCGGAGCAGCCUCGAAGUCCACGGAAUCGUUCAAGCAGCCGAUGUGAGGCAGGCGCUGAGAGAGGCGGGGGAUGAGUUUGAGUUAAGGUAUCGGCGGGCUUUCAGCGACCUCACUUCCCAGCUCCACAUCACCCCCGGCACGGCGUAUCAGAGCUUUGAGCAGGUAGUGAACGAACUCUUCCGCGAUGGAGUGAACUGGGGUCGCAUCGUGGCUUUCUUCUCCUUCGGAGGAGCCUUGUGUGUGGAGAGCGUUGACAAGGAGAUGCGGGUAUUGGUGGGACGCGUUGUAUCUUGGAUGACCACGUACUUGACCGACCACCUAGAUCCCUGGAUCCAGGAGAAUGGCGGAUGGGUAAGAAUCUCCUCUCCCCGGUGGGGAUGCCUGCCUGCAUCCUCCCUCGCUCCAGGCCAGCAGCGGUGCUGGUUAAACCAGAGUGCAGCUCCCUGUAAUGUUUAUGCUAGCGCUUGUCCUCGACCUUGCAGGGAGAUAAAGGGGCGCGUGGCCUGUCCCUCUGUGCCCAAGAUGGCACAGUUUAUGCUCAGACGUGUCCUUCCCCAUCCCUGUUUCUUCUCCUUCUCCCUGGAUGUUACGUAA
Molecule: messenger RNA, 977 nt
Organism: Gymnogyps californianus (California condor)
Lineage: Eukaryota; Metazoa; Chordata; Aves; Accipitriformes; Cathartidae
Gene: BCL2L1
Product: BCL2 like 1
Exons: 2
Coding region: 174-977 (267 amino acids)
Biological process (GO): negative regulation of intrinsic apoptotic signaling pathway; extrinsic apoptotic signaling pathway in absence of ligand; intrinsic apoptotic signaling pathway in response to DNA damage
Cellular component (GO): mitochondrial outer membrane
Molecular function (GO): protein heterodimerization activity; protein homodimerization activity
Source: RefSeq, a predicted model, not a curated record